Didymodactylos carnosus is the source of this 276-nucleotide messenger RNA. NCBI's taxonomy places the organism in Eukaryota, Metazoa, Rotifera, Eurotatoria, Philodinida, Philodinidae. The record is from the annotation of a GenBank genome assembly.
AUGAUCGCGCCACCACUCAGUGCAGGCAGAGAUGCAACCGGACCGGGCGCCGGUUACCGGUCCGGUCCGGUCGAGACUUAUCAACCGGCCGGUUCAACCGGUUCCGGUCAAACUGCAGGACCGGGACUGAUUCGAAUAAAAAGAAAAAAAACAGUAGAUCCAUUUGAGAAAUUUCGAGAAAACAAAUCACCAAAACCACCAAAUCUUAUGGAUAUGGUUGAAGACGAGAGAGGCAAUUAUUUACAAGCUGCUGUUAAUAUGAAUGUUAAUAUGUAA